UCAGCUUCAACUACAAGUGCUUGUAGAACUCUUAGUAGCAGACUCUCUUCACACGGAUAGGAGGAGAUACAGAAAUAGAGCAGGGCUGACAGUGCAGAGGAUGUCCAGAGCUGACUGGGGUUUUCUGGAGCACCUGCUAGAAGAGGGUCAGGAGUAUUCAACAGGCAUUGGACGCGUGUGGCUAACAGUGCUCUUCCUUUUCCGCAUGCUUGUGCUUAGCACAGCUGCCGAAUCUGCAUGGGACGACGAACAGUCAGACUUUGUCUGUAAUACCAAACAACCUGGCUGUGUUUCUGUCUGCUAUGACAAGGCCUUUCCCAUCUCCCAUUUCCGAUACUUUGUUUUGCAAGUCAUCUUUGUCUCAACACCAACCAUAUUCUACUUUGGCUAUGUGGCCUUGAGGACCAAAAAUGAGAUGAGCCAAGAGGAGAACCCAGAAGUGGAGGGUAGAAGACAAAGAUAUAGAAAAAACAAUGACCGUAAGCUGGAGGUAAUAAUAGAGGAAGAUGUAGAAGAUGAGAAGAAAACAGUAGAGAAGAAAGGUAAAGUUUCAGAACCUCCAAAGCUCAAAGAGAGACUGCUGCGUGCUUAUGCAACUAGCAUAGCUAUAAAGGUUCUUCUCGAAAUUGGCUUCAUUGUGGGUCUAUGGUUCCUUUAUGGAUUUGUAAUCAAUGCCAAGUAUGAGUGCCAAAGGUUUCCCUGUCCUCAUACGGUGGACUGUUUUGUCUCACGGCCCACAGAAAAAACUAUCUUCACCAUAUACACACAGGUCAUCGCUGUAGUCUCUGUUCUCCUCAAUGUUUUGGAGCUUUUACAUUUGCUUCAGCUAGCGGUAAUACAUCGACUAAAGAAGAGAUGUCAGGCAGAAGAGGAGAUCAAUAAACUUAUUUGGAGGACUCGUUCUAGUAAAUGAACAGUAAAUGAUGGCUAUCCUGCAUCAGGGUUGGACUGGGACAACAAAAAUCCUUAUUUAGCAGAGGAUGUGCUCCCUAGAUAACUAAACUUCAUAAGCAAUAUGAAACCUGGCACAAACAAAUAUUUCCACAAAAGAAACUUCAUAAGACUGAUGACAAACACUCCAAACCAAUAUAUUAUGUUUGAGGUGCAGAAAAUGAGUACCAUUGCUCCAUUUUGGGUAUAUUAAAAUGAGGGAUUAGACACAUAUAAAGAACCAAUAGUGGUUUACUGUACAUUUGAGAGCCAUUUCCUUUGUUUAGAAAGACAGGGAAAUGGGCUGUGCAUUGGGAUUAACUGUCUUUUGUGAUCUGUGGCCAGAUACAGGGCCCCUCUCAAGCACUGAUUAGUUCUGAGAAGCUCAAGGUCAGGAAAUACCCAAACCACUGAGCCCAUUAGAAACAAGCAUAAUGGCCAUAUAAUGCCAAAACUGAUGGAUACGGUACAGUAAAGGUAUGAAUGCCAUACUGUACUUGAGA
This is a messenger RNA of Xyrauchen texanus (razorback sucker), 1433 nucleotides long. Its product is annotated as gap junction alpha-4 protein-like. Gene Ontology annotation, cellular component: connexin complex. Lineage: Eukaryota; Metazoa; Chordata; Actinopteri; Cypriniformes; Catostomidae. Gene Ontology annotation, biological process: cell communication. The record is from RefSeq and is a predicted model, not a curated record.